UGUAUCGUCCCUGGUUUUUUGUUUCGUUUGCAUUUUGUUCUUUGUUGUUCCGUGCGCGCUAUUCUGUGAUAAAGUGUACUUAACCACUUAGUUAACGUUAUCAAUUAGUAAUGCUUAGGUGGUGGCCUAACUGCAUACCUAUUAACGUAUGCCCAUAACACAAUAUUUGGUUUAACAACCAGCAAUAAACAAAACAUUAUAACAAUAACAACAAUAGAAGCAACAACACAACAGGAGAGCAGCAGCCAGAAGCGAGCAGCGCUGUAGCAGCCGCAGCAGCAGCAGCAGCCAGUGUUUCGCCGGUUGAAGCCACCUAAGAACCAAGCCAGGGGCACGACUGCAUCGAUAGCACCAUGAAGUUCGCCGAGCAUCUGUCGGCGCACAUAACGCCGGAGUGGCGCAAACAGUACAUCAACUAUGAGGAAAUGAAAGCGAUGCUCUAUUUGGCCGUGGAGGAGGCGCCUUCGGUGGACAGCGUGGAGGAUGAGGUGUUGAAGCGUCAUUUUGCCAACUUUGAUGAAAACUUCUUUCACUAUUGCGACAAGGAGCUAAAGAAGAUCAAUACAUUCUACUCAGAAAAGUUGGCAGAGGCGACACGUAAAUUUGCCACACUUAAUGCGGAACUCAAGUCGAGCAUCGAGGAAUCGGAGCGUACUGCCAAAAAGUCAAAGGGUCAGAAACGACACGCGGCAUUGCCCGAUCGCAAGGCGCGAGAAUUGAAAUUGGCCUUCAGUGAAUUCUACUUGAGUCUGAUACUCUUGCAGAACUAUCAGAAUUUGAAUCAUACGGGUUUUCGCAAAAUACUCAAAAAGCAUGAUAAGCUGCUGCGCGUGGACAGUGGAGCAAAGUGGCGGCAAGAGUAUGUGGAGGCAUCACAUUUCUUUAUCAACAAAGAUAUUGACAACAUUAUCAAUGAAACUGAAACGACCGUCACCGGGGAAUUGGAGGGAGGUGAUCGUCAGCGUGCCAUGAAACGAUUGCGUGUCCCACCACUGGGGGAACAGCAGAGUCCAUGGACAACCUUUAAAGUUGGUCUAUUCUCAGGCAGCUUUAUUGUUCUGGGCAUCGUUGUUGUGCUCUCAGCCAUAUUCCAUGAUAUCACCGGCGAGAAUCUAAAGGUCACAUUUCGCUUAUAUCGCGGCCCAUUGCUGAUCAUUGAGUUCAUCUUUCUCAUUGGCGUUAACAUUUAUGGCUGGCGUUCGUCGGGCGUGAAUCAUGUGCUAAUCUUUGAACUGGAUCCGCGAAAUCAUCUAUCGGAACAGCAUCUCAUGGAGCUGGCGGCAAUAUUCGGUGUCGUCUGGACGUUGAGUAUGCUGAGCUUUCUGUAUAGCGCCAGUCUCAGUAUACCGGCAUUCAUAAAUCCAUUGACCCUUACACUGAUUAUGGUCGUGUUUCUGGUCAAUCCGUUUCAUGUGCUCCAUCACGAUGCACGCUUCUGGCUGCUGCGCAUCACGGGACGCUGUCUGGCGGCGCCAUUUUUCCAUGUGGGCUUCGCUGAUUUCUGGCUGGGCGAUCAAUUGAAUUCGUUGGCUACCGCCAUACUCGACUUUGAGUAUCUCAUAUGCUUCUAUUUCACCAAUGGCAACUGGUCAGAGGCAAGAGAUGCGUCCAUUUGCAUGGAAAAGGAUUUUAUAGUGCGUCCCAUUGUUAAUUGCCUACCAGCCUGGUUUCGUUUUGCCCAAUGUCUGCGGCGUUAUCGUGACUCUCGAGAAGCUUUUCCCCAUCUCGUCAAUGCCGGCAAAUAUUCGACAACAUUUCUGGUUGUCAUCUUUGCCACUCUCAAAAGCUUCAACAGUCCCAACUAUGCCAACACAUUUGAUAAUCCCUACACCUGGCUUUGGAUAAUCUCAUCGAUUGUGUCGUCAUGCUAUUCCUACACCUGGGAUAUUAAAAUGGAUUGGGGUCUCUUUGAUAAGAAUGCCGGCGAGAACACAUUCCUCCGCGAGGAGGUCGUGUAUUCUUCCACGGGCUUUUAUUACUUUGCUAUAUUGGAAGAUUUGGCGCUGAGGUUCAUUUGGGCAUUAUCCUUUUAUUUGACUGAAAUGAAAAUUGUGACCGGCGAUAUUAUGACCUCUAUAACAGGCAUACUGGAAGUCUUUCGUCGAUUCGUUUGGAACUUUUUCCGUUUGGAGAACGAGCAUCUAAAUAAUUGUGGUAAAUUCCGUGCCGUGCGCGAUAUUUCAAUAGCACCGCUGGACUCAUCCGAUCAGACAUUGAUAUUGCGUAUGAUGGAUGAAACGGAUGGUGUGAUUAAUCGCUACACAAAAACGAACCGACCCAAGCCAAAGAAGGUCAAGGAUCCCGAGAAGCGCAGCCUGCUGCAUCCGCGCGGUUCCCUACAAGAUCUGAGCAUUGACAUCGAUGGCAGCAAAAAGCUUUAAAGCACUUUAGUUUUUUUUUUUUUGCUCUUUGCCCUCUCAGCGAGCUUCCUAGCAAACGGAUUUCUUUUCUUCACUUUUUCUUGGCACGUCACCAUUAACAUAGUUGUAAUUUUUUUUGUUUGUUUUUAGUUAAUGUUUACAACUAGUUACUAAGUACUUAAAAGCAAGAAAAACUUAUGCAACUCCCAAUUCCUGCAAUAAUUAGACCUUAAGUUUAACUACUAAAUUAGCAUUCCAUUUACGCAUCUAACAAAAAUAGGACCAAUCCCUCCCCCAACUAGAAGCCCCAAAUUCAGAUAAUUAAUACAGCGGCAGUAUUACUUAGAAAGGCGAUUUAUUAUAACUUCCUCCUUCCCAUAGAUAAAGAUUUAUACCUAAACAUACAAGAUCGAAGCAUUGGCAAUACCCUAUAGCACAAAAAACAUUCCUUUUAUAGUUAAACAUUAAUGAGACCUUAAUUAAGCUUUAGUCAAUUAGGUGAAAUGCCUUUAAUUAUUUUGGAAUUUUCUAAAAGGAUAUAUACUACAUAUCCUGUUUGUUUACACAACUGUUCUUUGUAUUUUAUAUAGUUGUGCAGUUUAGUUCAAUUUAUUUAUGUUUUUUCGAGAGUCUUUCUGUUUCUUAGAUAUAUAAAUAGAUUGAAAAUAUUUUUGCGAAAUUUUUUUUUUGAGCCAUUUGCAAAAAAAAAAAAAGGAACAGACUUCAGACGUUUAACGUUAGCAAUGUACCAAGUGUAAAGUUUAGAAAGUGGCCUUGUAUUGUCCCUCUUAAUAUUUUUUGUCUUUUAUCGAACCAAUUGAAAGGUGUACAUACAAUAAUUUUAUACAAAUGUAUAGUAUAUAUCUAUAUAUAUAUAUAUAUAUAAAUAAUAAAACAGAACUGAAGCAAGGACUGUUGUUAAAAACUACAGAACUCUAGGAACGACUCUAUAUAUAGCUAUAUCUUAUGAACAGAAUCGAUUGAUAUGAUUAACAAAACACAAAGACACAAAACACACAAAGCACACAUUCACAUAAACAUAUAUAACAUAUACAUUAACAUAUACAUAUAUUACGAGUAAAUUGUAUUAUCGGGUUACGCCUCGAAGGGAAACCCCGAAACAGAAUUGAAACGAAUUGUACGAAAUAAAUUUACCUAGAAACAUGCAGCAUA
This is a messenger RNA of Drosophila innubila, 3533 nucleotides long. Its product is annotated as xenotropic and polytropic retrovirus receptor 1. Bases 354 to 2381 code for a protein of 675 amino acids. Gene Ontology annotation, molecular function: inositol hexakisphosphate binding. The transcript is spliced from 7 exons. Lineage: Eukaryota; Metazoa; Arthropoda; Insecta; Diptera; Drosophilidae. Gene Ontology annotation, cellular component: cytoplasm; Golgi apparatus; plasma membrane. Gene Ontology annotation, biological process: phosphate ion transport; cellular response to phosphate starvation. The record is from RefSeq and is a predicted model, not a curated record.